UCUCAUUUCUGAACACCAGGAGGGCAGUGUGUGUCUUUGGCACCCCUGGAGAAUGCCCUAAGACAUGGGCUCCCGCAGCAGUAGCAGCGCUGGCUCUGGGGGCCGGGAUAACCAAGGCGCCUGGUCUCGGAGGGACUCGGGGAUCCUGCGCAGCGAGGACGAGGACGACGAAGAUGUGGAUCUGGCCCAGGUACUGGCAUACCUACUGCGCAGAGGACAGUUUCACCUGAUGCAGGGAGGGGGAACAGCCGGUGCUCAGGUGUUCCAGGCGCUUUCUGAUUCAGAAGAUGACACUGACAGUGCUUGGGAAGGACGAUUAGGAGAUCAGUACAAACCCCCAGUGGAUUUGACACCAGAUACUCGUGAUCUGGAGUGCAACGAGAUCAAAACACGCAUCCAGCUAGCAACAGGCAGGCUUGGCCCAGUGCGAGGUGACCGUAGCAUCCCAAGGCUUCUUUGCCAGAGAGAGCGAGGCCUUUGUCAUAACAGCAGUUUCUCUGCUGGGGAGUGUUCGCGGAUGGUGUCACACUUCCUUCCCAAUCACUUGACCUUCACAGACUCCUAUUCCCAGAAAGCCUUCUGUGGAAUCUAUUCCCGUGAUGGACAGCUCUUUGUAACUGCUUGUCAAGACCAGCGGAUCCGCUUAUAUGACUGUGCCUAUGGAGCCUUCCGGAACUUCCGGAGUAUCAAAGCCCGAGAUGUAGGCUGGAGCGUGCUGGACGUAGCCUUUACUCCAGACGGGACCCAUUUCCUCUACUCCAGUUGGUCAGACUAUAUUCACAUCUGCAACAUCUUCGGUGAGAGCGAGACCCAGACGGCACUGGAUUUGAGGCCCGACGAACGCCGCUUUGCUGUUUUUUCCCUCGCGGUCUCCUCAGAUGGAAGGGAAGUGCUUGGCGGGGCUAACUACGGCUGUGUCUAUGUGUUUGACAUGGAGCAGAAUAAGCGAACGCUCAAGAUUGAGGCCCAUGAAGAUGACGUGAAUGCCGUUGCGUUUGCUGACAAUAGUUGCCACAUUCUGUUCUCGGGGGGUGACGAUGCCAUCUGCAAAGUGUGGGACCGGCGCACCAUGAGAGAGGAUGAGCCCCGGCCUGUGGGGAUCUUGGCAGGUCACCAGGAUGGCAUCACCUUCAUCGACAGCAAAGGGGACGCUCGGUACCUCAUCUCUAACUCCAAGGACCAGACAAUUAAGCUGUGGGACAUGCGCAAAUUCUCAGGGCAGGAGGGCCUGGAGGCAUCCCGGCACGCAGUCACUCAGCAGAACUGGGAUUAUCGCUGGCAACAGGUGCCUAAGAAAGCCCAGCGCAAAUCAAAGCUCCCAGGCGACACUUCCCUCAUGACCUACCGGGGCCACGGAGUGCUGCACACGCUGAUCCGCUGUCGUUUCUCCCCUCCGCAUAGCACGGGGCAGCAGUACAUUUACAGCGGGUGCUCCACAGGGCAGGUGGUAGUGUAUGAUCUCCUGAGCGGCCUCAUUGUGAAGAAACUGAUCAAUCACCAAGCGUGCGUCCGGGAUGUGAGUUGGCAUCCCUACGAGGAGAAGAUUGUCAGUAGCUCGUGGGACGGAAACGUGUGUCUCUGGGAAUAUCACCAAACAGAAUAUGAUGAAGAUGAUCUUGGAGCCCCCGAGCAGCUUCUAACGACGAGAGAAAAGUACCACAAGGUGGCAGGAGAUCCCCACCAGUAGCCUUUCCUUGCUGCUUGCCACUCUUCUCCAGUCUUGGACUUGCUAAGGAGUGAGGGGGGGGGGGGAAAUACGCCUUGUGUUGCCAAUGGCUUGAGCGUGUUUGAGAGGGUGGGAAGGCGACAGCUUCGUGUUAAUGCAUCCCCCACCCCCCAGGUUAUAGCAAUUCCAUCUCUGAAACCCGGGGCACGAUUGGCUUGAGGGCAUGGGCAUCAUUCCGUGCCCAGCUCGUAAGGAUCCUUAGUCCGAUGACAAGAAACAAAAAAAAAAGUUUGCAGGCAAAAGAAAUAACAAGAAUAACACAGCUGGAUUUCUUUGUCUGUGCUUGGCUGACUCUGGAGCCCUCCAGCUGAGCUGGCCGUCGGUCCCGCAGAGCCUGGUCUGACGGCCGAGCGGGCCUGCCGCCAUGGGGUGAGGGGCAUCGAAGCCCACAACAUCUGGAGGGCUAAGGCCGGGCACACUGGCAUCAGUCAGCCCUCGGAAUGAAACCUGUUGGGGGGUCUAAAAUCAUGAAGUGAGACUGCCCCAACAGCAGUCAGUCCUAGCUGGCUCUGGGCGGGGGCUCCCCCUGCCUCCCUGUAGAAUGGCCUCAGCAGCGUAUAUGAUUGCUGGCCACCUUUGGGAAGGAGAUGGAGAGCAACUAGAUCCUUUCAUGCCUCUUCUGGGCACCUUGUAAGACUUUUCCUCGUUCUGGCUCUUAGCAGGGAAUGGAAAAAUAUCUUUUCUCUGGGUCUGAGCAGCUGAGAGGUGACUUGUGUAGCACGCAGCUGCGUGCGGUCUUCAAAUCCUGGCAGAUCCCUUGCCUUCGGAAGAUCCUCUAGGUUGGUGUUUCUCAACCUUGGCUGCUUGAAGAUGUGUGGACUUCAACUCCCGGAAUUCCCCAGCCAGCAUGGCUGGCUGGGGAAUUCUGAGAGUUGAAGUCCACACAUCUUCAAGUUGCCAAGACUGAAAAAACACUGUUCUAGGAUGACUGAAACGGCUCCCCCUUUGUUUGAAGAGGGCUGGCACGUGCUUGCUGACCCCCAGGAUUCUCUGGACCUUGCAGGAUAUUCCUAGGGUGACAGGAAAAUGUCAUCUGCUUUUAUAAAUUGUGGCAGAGGGAGAGUUGAGCUAAAGAUGGGGGGCAGUACGUUUCGUUCUUCCUUUGCAGCUGCCAGCCUCUUCCUCUUCACUCAGAUGCUCAUUCCUGUAUCCUUGCUUCACGUCUGCCCCCAAAUCUCCCUCUUCCCUGUUGCCCUCAGUCAUCCCAAGAGCUGGAGACCUCCUUUCUGUCCCUUCCUUCUCCAGGGGCAGGCCUCUUUGGAAGCGGGCAGGGGGUUGCUGUCAUCUUCAGCCUUUUCCUCUCUAGGGAAGAUGGCUGCAUGGGGUCCCAGCUUGGGGGUUCCUGGUGUGGCUACUCCAUAUCAUUUGCUCCAUUUCUGAAAUGGUCACAGGUAUGGUCUUAUCUCCUCUGUAAAUAUAACAGGCAGGCUUCUGCAGGGUGCCUUUCCGGCACCUGAAGAGUUUUGCUUUUUUUUUUUUUUAAUGGGUUGAACGGGUAACUAAGGAGUGCUGCGUGUUGCCUUUAAGUGUGAGUAAGCAGGAGAAAUCCUGGUUUGUUUCCUCUAGUUGGAGAGAAGGAGCCCUCCGUCCUUCCCUGUGUCCAGCCUUCUGGGCAAGAGAGGGCCAUCCUGGGGCUCAUUUCCAAGUCUUGGUUUUGUAGGAGGAAGGGUCUGCACAUCUCUGUUCAGGGGUUAUGCAAACAGCUGUCUGUGUCAAUAAAAGUGGUUGAAAUUUGA
Candoia aspera is the source of this 3462-nucleotide messenger RNA. It is a transcript of the gene DCAF11, whose product is annotated as DDB1 and CUL4 associated factor 11. Bases 65 to 1687 code for a protein of 540 amino acids. Gene Ontology annotation, cellular component: Cul4-RING E3 ubiquitin ligase complex. Gene Ontology annotation, biological process: proteasome-mediated ubiquitin-dependent protein catabolic process. The transcript has 14 exons. The record is from RefSeq and is a predicted model, not a curated record. Gene Ontology annotation, molecular function: protein binding. Lineage: Eukaryota; Metazoa; Chordata; Lepidosauria; Squamata; Candoiidae.